AGCCCAGAGCUGCCUGGUCGGAGGGGCUGGUGGGCGCGGGGUGCUGGCCGCGUCUGCCAGGCAGAGCGAGGGCGCCUUUCUGAAGGAAUCCGUCUUGUAAAGCCAUUGGUCCUGGUCAUCAGGCGCUACCCAAUGCUCUGGUGAUGCUGCUGCUGAUCUAUUUGGGAAGUUGGCUGCCUGGCGCGGCCGAGCCUCCGCUCAAAGCCGGGCUCCCCCGGAAAAUAUGCUCAGUGCCGCCGCGUGCAUGAAGGCGAACGCCGCGGGGCGCGUCUAGUCGGGCACCAUGCAGCCGCCAACUCCGCUCGUCCUGUGCGUCCUCCUGUCCCAGGUGCUGCCGCGAACAUCUGCAGACACUUUGCCGUGCACGCCAGGCUUCCAGCAGAAAAUUUUCCACAUUCAGCAGCCAGCUGAGUUUAUUGAGGACCAGGCGAUUCUGAACUUGACCUUCAGCGACUGUAAGGGCAAUGACAAGCUCCACUAUGAGGUCUCGAGUCCUUACUUCAAGGUGAACAGUGAGGGCAGGUUGGCUGCCCGAAGGAAUGUCACUGCCGUGGGCAAGACCCUAUUUGUGCAUGCGAGGACUCCUCACGCAGAGGACAUGGCAGAACUGGUGAUCAUUGGUGGGAAAGAAAUCCAGGGCUCCCAGGAUAUAUUUAAAUUCACCAGAACAUCGCCUGUCCCAAGACAAAAGAGGUCCAUUGUGGUAUCUCCCAUUUUAAUUCCAGAGAACCAGAGACAACCUUUCCCAAGAGAUGUUGGCAAGGUGGUGGACAGUGAUCGGCCUGAGGGGUCCAAAUUCCGGCUCACAGGCAAAGGGGUGGACCAGGAGCCUAAAGGCAUCUUCAGAAUUAAUGAGAACACAGGAAGUGUGUCGGUGACCCAGACGCUGGACAGAGAAGCCAUUGCUACGUACCAACUCGCAGUGGAGACCAUCGAUGACAGUGGCAGGACUCUGGAGGGACCCGUUCCACUGGAAGUCAUCGUGAUUGACCAAAAUGACAACAGACCCAGCUUCCGGGAAGGACCCUAUGUGGGCCAUGUGAUGGAGGGAUCCCCUACAGGGACCACAGUGAUGCGGGUGAGUGCCUUCGAUGCAGAUGACCCAGCCACGGACAAUGCGCUGCUGCGGUACAGCAUCCGCCAGCAGACCCCUGAUAAGCCAUCUCCCAACAUGUUCUACAUCGACCCCGAGAAAGGGGACAUCGUCACCGUGGUGUCACCUGCACUGCUGGACAGGGAGACUCUGGAAAACCCCAAGUACGAAUUGAUCAUUGAGGCCCAAGACAUGGCUGGGAUGGAUGUGGGGUUAACGGGCACAGCCACAGCGACCAUCCUGAUUGAUGACAAAAACGACCAUGCGCCAAAGUUUACCAAAAAAGAGUUUCAGGCCACUGUGGAGGAAGGAGCUGUGGGCGUGAUUGUCAACCUGACGGUGGAGGACAAAGACGACCCCAGCACAGGCGCCUGGAGGGCCGCCUAUACCAUCAUCAAUGGGAACCCCGCGCAGAGUUUUGAGAUCCGCAGCAACCCGCUGACCAACGAGGGCAUGCUGGCAGUGGUGAAGCCACUGGACUAUGAAAUUUCCGCCUUCCACACCCUACUCAUCAAGGUGGAGAACGAGGACCCGCUGGUGCCCGGCAUUGCCUACGGGCCCAGCUCCACGGCCACGGUGCACAUCACGGUGCUGGACGCCAACGAAGGCCCCGUCUUCUUCCCCGACCCCAUGACGGUCACUCGCCGCGAGGAUGUCUCGGUGGGCACCGUCCUGCUGACCGUCAAUGCUACAGACCCCGACUCCCUGCAGCACCAGACCAUCAGGUACGCUGUCUACAAGGACCCAGCAGGCUGGCUGAACAUCAACCCCAUCAACGGGACCGUGGACACCAAGGUCUUGCUGGACCGGGAGUCCCCGUUUGUGCAUAACAGCGUGUACAAGGCCCUGUUUCUGGCCAUCGACAGUGGCAACCCACCUGCCACAGGCACUGGCACUCUGCUCAUUAACCUGGAGGAUGUGAAUGACAACGCACCUAUCAUCCACCCCACGGCAGCCGAGGUCUGUGAGGACGCCAAGAACCUCAGUGUGGUCAUUCUGGGCGCAUCAGACAAGGACCUGCACCCCAACACUGAGCCCUUCAAGUUCGAGAUCCACAAACAAGCUUCAGCUGACAAGGUCUGGAAGAUCUCAAAGAUCAACAACACACAUGCCCUGGUCAGCCUCCUCCAAAACCUGAACAAAGCCAACUACCACCUGCCCAUCGUGGUGACCGAUUCAGGGAAACCACCCAUGACGAACGUCACGGACCUCAGGGUGCAAGUGUGCUCCUGCAAGAAUUCCAGAGUAGACUGCAACAGGGCAGGGGCCCUGCACGCCCAUACUGCCCUGCUCCUGCUCCUCGGCCUUCUGCUCUCCAGCCGUGUGUGUAAGUAG
Suncus etruscus (white-toothed pygmy shrew) is the source of this 2428-nucleotide messenger RNA. RefSeq names its product cadherin 13 (gene CDH13). Lineage: Eukaryota; Metazoa; Chordata; Mammalia; Eulipotyphla; Soricidae. Gene Ontology annotation, biological process: cell morphogenesis; homophilic cell-cell adhesion; cell-cell junction assembly. Gene Ontology annotation, cellular component: plasma membrane; catenin complex; adherens junction. Gene Ontology annotation, molecular function: cadherin binding; calcium ion binding. The coding region runs from base 284 to 2428 and encodes 714 amino acids. The transcript has 13 exons. The record is from RefSeq and is a predicted model, not a curated record.